Molecule: messenger RNA, 781 nt
Organism: Caenorhabditis sp. 36 PRJEB53466
Lineage: Eukaryota; Metazoa; Nematoda; Chromadorea; Rhabditida; Rhabditidae
Source: the annotation of a GenBank genome assembly
AUGACUUCUCGACUUUCUCUCCUUGCUCUCCUCACCCUCCUCUUCCCGUUCUGUAACUCAACAGGAAUCGUCUGGAUCCGUGUCUCUUCUCCGGAACAAGUUGCCGUUCAGUUCGAAGUGAUCGACAGGACCAACACUUCCCGCUACGCCAUCUCGUUCACUCUGCAAGUGUAUCCACGUGUCCCGAAGGAGUUUGUCCUUCCGAUGCCACCAUCGGAUCCGGCAACCCCGUUCCCGAUCCUCGACUACAGUAUCCAAGUGCGCGGUGGCUCGAAAACCCGGCUCAGAAUGCCUCUGUUGGUCAACGAGCCGUGGACAAACGACACUUAUCGAUCGAUUUCCACUGCCAUUCGCUUCGAGUGUCUUCCGUUUUUCUACGGUGCCAAGUGCCAAACCUACUGUUCUUCCGGACAAAAGUGCUCAACCGACUUGUGCUCGAUGAAGAAUUGUCCAAUCAGUAAGCAUCUACCCUUUGAGUACAUUUUCAUAGCUAAUUGUUUCAGAUUCCGAGUGUUCUACCGAUAAUAUCGAGGCCAAAUGCACGUGCAGACCCGGCUACUCUGGAGAGAACUGCGAUGAGGUGGAAGUCGUGCACGUGUCCGAAAGCCAAUCUGAAUUGAAAUUGCUCAUCGUCAUUCUCGUCGUCAUCAUCGUUAUUCUAUUCAAAUUUUUGAUGAUCAGAGUAAUUUUUGGAAGACGGACCCGCAAGGAACGCUUCGUCAGUGAGCCGAUUGUCGAGACUGUCGGUGACUUCCAGAAGGAUCCUUCUUCGAUUGUUUGA